Molecule: messenger RNA, 264 nt
Organism: Fusarium pseudograminearum CS3096
Lineage: Eukaryota; Fungi; Ascomycota; Sordariomycetes; Hypocreales; Nectriaceae
Exons: 3
Coding region: 1-264 (87 amino acids)
Source: RefSeq, a predicted model, not a curated record
AUGAAGCCUGUCGUCAGCGCCUUCAACGCGUGGGGAUGCACUGUUCUCUCCGUUUUCGCCAUUGUUAUCCUUAGCGCUCUCGCUGGUCUCUACCGAAGCAACCACGAAGAGUUUACCGGCGGUGUCAAUGAUCCCGAGGAUGGCAAGGCUGUUUCCAACACCAUCUUCACAGCCGUCCUAGUCUACGUUGCUUUCUUCGUCUUCUGCGGUCUCCAAGGACUCCUCCACGCCCGAGAAAGCCGACGAGGCGCGAUCGCCCUGUAA